GCGGCCGCGCGCGCGCGCGGGCGGGGUAAGAUGGCGGAACUGGGGAAGAAGUACUGCGUGUACUGCCUGGCCGAGGUGAGCCCGCUGCGCUUCCGCUGCACCGAGUGCGCCGACAUCGAGCUCUGCCCCGAGUGCUUCUCGGCGGGCGCCGAGAUCGGCCCGCACCGCCGAUGGCACGGCUACCAGCUGGUGGACGGCGGCCGCUUCACCCUCUGGGGCGCCGAGGCCGAGGGCGGCUGGAGCAGCCGCGAGGAGCAGCUGCUGCUGGACGCCAUCGAGCAGUUCGGCUUCGGCAACUGGGAGGACAUGGCUGCUCACGUGGGAGCAUCCCGAACGCCUCAGGAAGUGAUGGAACACUACGUGAGCAUGUACAUCCACGGCAACCUGGGCAAAGCCUGCAUCCCUGACACCAUUCCCAACAGGGUGACGGACCACACGUGUCCCAGCGGCGGCCCGCUGUCGCCCAGCCUGACGACGCCGCUGCCGCCGCUGGACAUCUCGGUGGCGGAGCAGCAGCAGCUGGGCUACAUGCCCCUGCGCGACGACUACGAGAUCGAGUACGACCAGGACGCCGAGACGCUCAUCAGCGGCCUCUCGGUCAACUACGACGACGACGACGUGGAGAUCGAGCUCAAGAGGGCUCACGUGGACAUGUACGUCCGCAAGCUCAAGGAGAGGCAGCGGCGCAAGAACAUCGCGCGGGACUAUAACUUGGUACCGGCCUUCCUGGGGAAGGAUAAAAAAGACAAGGAGAAAGCUCCCAAACGGAAGAUCACAAAAGAGGAGAAGGAGCUGAGGCUGAAACUGAGGCCUUUGUACCAGUUCAUGUCUUGUAAGGAGUUUGAAGACUUCUUUGAGAACAUGCACAAGGAGAGGAUACUCCGAGCGAAGAUUCGGGAGCUGCAGCGGUACCGACGGAACGGCAUCACCAAAAUGGAGGAGUCGGCAGAGUACGAGGCGGCCAGGCACAAACGGGAAAAGAGGAAGGAGAACAAGAACAUAGCUAGUUCCAAGAGAGGGAAGGAAGAGGGUAAAGAAGGUGAAUUUGCUGCCAUUGAAAACCUGCCCGGCUUUGAACUCUUAUCGGACAGGGAAAAGGUGCUCUGCAGCUCUCUGAACUUGAGUCCUGCACGUUACGUGACUGUAAAAACUAUCAUCAUUAAAGACCAUCUCCAAAAAAGACAAGGAAUUCCUUCAAAGAGUCGCCUUCCCAGUUACUUAGAUAAGGUACUGAAGAAAAGGAUUUUAAACUUUCUGACAGAAAGUGGUUGGAUAUCCAGGGAUGCUUCAUGAAAUUCAGCUGAUCUGAAAAAACACAGCAGAGGCCCGUUACAGCCUCGAGGACUCCGUUAUUUUUUUUCCUUCCCUCCCUCCCCAAAGAUACAGAAACCAUGUUGCUUAAAAACACAAAAGAGCAAAUACAUAAAUCCCCACAGUCAUCAUGAUCCAUGGUGGUUCCAAUAGACUUUUGCUUUGGAUCAUGGAAAAUAUUUACUUGUGAAACUUCUCCAUUGGAUUUCACUGCUUUUGGUACAUUUUUAGAACAGAUUUUUUCAUGUGAACUUUCUCAAGUCCGGUAGUCCCAGAGUAGUUGCUUUAGUCCAUACUGUUGGAUAAAUGAGUAUCAGUGUAAUGCUUGCUUUUCUUUACAGGUAGGAGACAGUUUCAUUUGCUGGAAACUUUCUUCACCCUUUGUUUUGUUUUUUUUUUGGCAUAAUGCUGGCAGCAAAGUGAAGCUUGCAAAAGUCCUGUGCUCAGGAGCAGGUGAGCGGGGGCUUUUGUGACCAUUGCUAAGCUUUGGAAUGUUGUCCUUAGUAACUACAGCCAGGGCGUGGGGACACGGGGGUGAGAGUUCCUGUCGAGAGUACUGCAGGGUGAGCCGUGGCAGGGAGAGGAAGGAAGGAAGGAAGGAAGGAAGUGUGGUAGGUGAGAUGUCUCCAGGGGUUUGUGCUGUGCAGAGGGUUCUUGAAGAGCUCCCAGCCGAUCCGGGCAUUGCUUUGACCUGAGUUUCCUGUAACAGACCCUCUGAAGCUUUGACGUUUCCUGCUUGGUCCUGGAGUGCCAGGAAUCCCCAGCAGCUGUGGGGCUCUGCUCCACAGAGGGGUCAGCUACAGCGAGGUACCUGAUCCAGGCCAGAAAUGGGGUUGGAGAAUGGGCUGUGAGGGGUUUGGCAGGAGGUGAGAGCCUCAGGCAGCAAAAUCCCUGCUUUUCCUUGUUGGGGGCGCCUGCUCCGCCUCCUUUGGGAUGUUAACUGCUGAACUCAUACGGGCUGAGCAAGUGUAGCUGCUGCCUCAGUUUUGUUGGGAAGUCAGGAAAAGGGAGUAAGAUUCUCAAAUGGGGCCUUUAAGAACAAAAAUAACAAUUGAUGCAGAUUUGGUCAAAAUGCACAAAGUAUUCCUAAACUUGGGGUGCUUAAUCCAGCCACUGUAGGGUUCUAAUUGCACUUACAUUGCGUUGUACUAGCCCAGGCACACUGAAUCUGAAUUUACUGACAGGUAGAAGAACAGUGCACCCUGGCAGGGAUCUCCUGCAGUUCUGCAGCCUGGAGCUGGCCCCCAUCUGGGAUGUAACACAGCAGGAAACACAAACACCAGGACCAUUCUAGUAAGAUGUGUUGAUUAAGGGAAAGAUUUUUAUGCCCGUUUCAUCCUUCAAUUCCCAUGCAGAUAUUUAACCAAAUAAGUAAAAAAUUGUGGUUGUCAUGUGGAGGAUGGCACAGAGUUACCUGUGCCUCAGCCUCUCUGCAGUCUGGAGCAGGAGGCUGUGACUGGAGGCAGGCUGGACAGCUCUUCUGGAGUGCAAGUGUACCAAAACUUGGAACUUGACUGGCUUCACUAGGAGUGCAAGAUCUGGAAAUGUCAUCUGGCUUUGAUGCUUUUGGCUGUAGUCAGUGAGGAUACCACAAAAUCUUAAAACAGUAUUAAUUCUGUAGUUUGGCAGAGGUAUUCUGAUCAGAACUGGGUUUCAUUUAAUAUAUGCAGCAUUACCAAACUAGUCACCAGUGAGUUUAGAAUAAAAGGGGUACAAUUACAAAGCCAGCAUUUCUAAGGAAAAAAACCAAAACUCUAGUGCCUUUUUCUUUUGAGCUUAUGAUGUUAUCCCUUCAAAAAGGUAAGGGCUAUGUCCUCUGGGAUGUAAUACUUUGUUUGGCUUACCUGUAAGUGGUUUGUUGUGGCAUACUCGAGACAAAACUGUCUCUUCUUGGCAGCAGUGGAGCUAACUGCAGUGUAACUGCUGAGUAGCUUUAAUAACCACUUCCACCCUAUAUGCUUGUACAAGCAGCACACAAGUUCAUAAGGUGUAAACCCUUGGUUAUUUUCUCUGUCCUCUUCCUGUGGGAAGGAAGCUCAGUCGUUCUUUUCAGCAUUCUAGUUCUGCAAUUUGGUUCUUCCUGUAAUUUGUUACCCAGCUGCCAUAACAUGCUGUUGUGAAGCCUCAAUUCUGCGUGUAGCUGGGAGUUUAAGAGAAUUGUUUUGGGUUUGUUUCUUCUGCGUUUUUUUCCCCUCAAAUCUGAUUUUCAUAUUUCUACACUGUUUUGGCAUAUCUAAGUUAAACUGAAGCAAUAGCGUAAAGCCCAUCUGAACAAUAACUUAGGAAAAAAUCUAGGCACCAAUGAGUCAUUUAAAUGUUGAAGUGAAUUCUGCAUUUACACUUUGUAGCUUCUUAAUUCCUCAACCCCUCCAAAAUGUUUCUUUGGUGCUAGAUGUAACUUAUUGAACAUCGAAAUGAAUGUAAAAUAAAGUAUUUUUAAUGUAUGCAAUAUGGAUAUCAAUAUUUAUUUUGUACUUGCAAGUUAACUCAAGGUGGUAAAUGUUUGCUUUAGCAAAUACUAGUCCCUUGGAAAGGGCUUCCCUAGAAGCAAUGUCUCAUUGUCAGCUAUGCUUUUAAUUUUAAAGGUGACUUGCACUAGAGGAUGCUGCUGUUCCAUAUUUCACAUGGAACUGAUUUAGUCUAAGCAUUCCUUUGUUAUGAGCUGCUGGUUUUCUGUUUGAUUGCUUCUAAGUCGAGAUGCAGUAAUGUUAAUCCAGCAAUUUACUACAGCUCUGCUGCUUCUCUUCUGUGUGAAGGGGCUGAGAUGGCAAAGAGCUCUUUCAGCUUGUAUUUUGUGUUGCUCUGGAAGUGCUUCCUGUACUGUACAAAUAACCCAGCCUUCAUGUUGCUAAUGACAAGGUGUUUUAUAUGCUUAAUGCUCCUUUCAAAUUAAAGUUAUUACUAAUGACAAUACCUGUCUGAACAGCAUUGAUGUAAGCCUAUGGAAAAGCAACAUUCUCUGAGCUGUUCCAAAUCCCGGCUGUGCUGUGGGUGGGGCUGUGCUGUGUUCUGCUGCAGCCCCUCCUGCCCCGCUCACGGCAGGCCGAGGCUGAGAGCCCGCACUGCCUCGGAAAUCGCCCAGCUGAGCACUCUGCCAUUAUUCCCGUGUGUGAUUCCUGUGCAACUGCAACAGGCUUCAGGAGCCUUCUGGUUAAUGCUCUCACUAAAAGCUUGUGCUUGUGCCCCAGUCACUCCUAAGUGGCGACACACUAAAGACUGGGAAGCAAAAUAUCCCAGGAGGACGUUCAGCUCAUCAGCUUCUUUCUUUCUUAAAGGGAAUGUUGCAUUCAUUUGAAGUUUACAUUUGUAGCUGUGCCAGACACACGAACGCCUGUGCUGCAAUCACACAAAGCCUAACUGAUGUUGUGCACACAGCUUUUUACUAGAUUUUUGCAUUGUGUAUUGGUAAAUAAACUUACGUUGAAGUUUCUUUCCAUGAUUGCUUUAACAAUAAUGUUGCUUGGGCACUGAGGAAAAUGACUUAAGUCUUUGCAGUAGCCAGUGGAGAUGCAUUGUAGCUAAACGUGAUGGGUGGAAAUGCAGUCUGACAUAGCUGGUACUGGUGGUAGCUUUGUUGGGUGCUUAAGUUUCAGAACUAUUUACCUCUGUUCUUUGAUUUCUUCAGAGCUCCUUCCUGGGCUGUGACAGAGUGCACAGGUGGGUGGAGAUUUAACAGGACCUUGUGUUUAACAACACCCCGAAUGAAUUGAUGUAGUCCAGAAGUGACACUUUGUGUGAAGCACAGGGAAGCUCAUUAAGGAAAUCUUCUCUGCUAGGGAACAAUGUGCCCCUUGGUUUUAACUCCCUGUUGGAAAAACUUCUAUACUAGGGAUGUUAUUAUGACAUUUAGUUUAGAUCCAGAGGGAUGGGGAGGGGACAAACAACACAUGACAGUUCUUAAAAGAUGUAUAAAAUGGAACCUGGUCCCUUUUUGACAUCAGUUGUGAGAACAGGUCCCAAUGGAAGUGCAACAGAACUGUUUCUCCAAUCCUACUUCACACAACUACAGUGUGCUCUUAAACCCAGAUGGAGGAAAGAUUCUUCCAACUUCACUGUAUGGAAUCCCUUUUUCCCCCUGUAUUUUUAACUCGAUCUUUGCCUUUUUUCCCUUGUACUUGAUUAGUUUUAAAAAAGUAACAUUGUAGUUGUUUUCACACAUCAAAAAAUUACUCUCCUUCCUCUGCCCAGUCAAAGCAUUCUUUCUUCGAGUUGAGAAAGAAUGAAUCCUUAAAUAUGACAAACAUGACUAACCCCCAAACAGUUUUAUGCACUUAGGCUGUUCCUGGUUAAUGUUCAAUUCCCAUGAGGGAAACCAGUACUGGGAAAAAUGUCUUAAGGAAUGAGUAAUCACUUCUCACCAUGAGUAGGUCCAGUGCUCUGUAAGCUCUUGGCAACUCUGCAUCUGAACCACAAGAAUAUAAUAAAUACCUGACUUUAAGAAACUCCUUAAUCCAAAAUAACCAGAAACAGUAAAAAAUUGGAAGUACUUACGUUUCACAGGGCCCAGUAACUUCCCUAAGUUUGAGGAUUCUGUCCUGUGUGUUAAUAGUGUGAGCUUUCAGGAUCCAGGAGGGUGGAUCCUUUGUGGUUGUGUGAUUUGCCAGGUUCCACCCCCUGCUAUCCAGGUGACCAGACAAUGUCCUCCAGGUAAUCAUGUGCUGUAUAUGAGCCUGAUUCUGCAGGAGUGGGAGCAGCAGGUGGAGUUAGAUGGCAAGCUAAGAUCCAGGCUGAGUAAAUGUAAGAAAUAAUGAAAAUAAAACUAAGUUCACAUUUUUCCUUGAGCCACUUCCAUGCAAUUAUUUAUGUAAGUCUAAAAGAAAUCAUAUACCAAGCUCUCAGCAACUCACUUCUUUGGGUGUUCUGGCUCUCAGCAGGAUUGUAACUACAGUUUGCAUAACAAACUCAUUGCAAAUCUGGAAGUUACAAGACUAUAAAAAUUGUUUA
Molecule: messenger RNA, 6255 nt
Organism: Prinia subflava (tawny-flanked prinia)
Lineage: Eukaryota; Metazoa; Chordata; Aves; Passeriformes; Cisticolidae
Gene: TADA2B
Product: transcriptional adaptor 2B
Exons: 2
Coding region: 31-1293 (420 amino acids)
Biological process (GO): regulation of transcription by RNA polymerase II; chromatin remodeling
Cellular component (GO): SAGA-type complex; nucleus
Molecular function (GO): chromatin binding; zinc ion binding; transcription coactivator activity
Source: RefSeq, a predicted model, not a curated record